Molecule: messenger RNA, 1824 nt
Organism: Aspergillus calidoustus
Lineage: Eukaryota; Fungi; Ascomycota; Eurotiomycetes; Eurotiales; Aspergillaceae
Source: the annotation of a GenBank genome assembly
AUGACAACCCUCCCAACAACAUCCACAACCCCCGCCCUAAUCAUCGGCGGCGGCCCCAGCGGCCUCACAACAGCCCUCCUCCUCGCAUCGCACGGGAUCCGCAGCACCAUCGUCGAGCGGCACAUCGAACGCACAACAUCCUCCCUAAAAGCCCACGCGAUCAACCCGCGCUCCCUCGAGAUCUUCCGGCAACUGGGCCUCGAUACCGCGCGGCUUCGAAGCGAGGGGAUACCGCCGGCCGAUGGCGAUACGGUGCGCUUUGCGGUUAGUAUGGCGGGGAGGGAACUGGGGAGUUUGCCGUAUGAGAGGCAGGGUGAGGAGACGCUGAGACUUACGCCGGAGCCGUUGUUCAAUGUUCCGCAGCCUGUGCUCGAGAAGUGGCUUUUGGAUGCUGUGGAGGGGAGUGAGUUGGUGGCGUAUUACCAGGGGGUGCAGUGGGAGGAUUGUGACUCUUCCUCGGAGAAGGUCGAAAAUGGCGAUGCCCGAGCAACGCUCACCUCAACCCUCACAGAUCGCACCGCAAGCACCACCCACACAAUCACCAGCAACUACAUCCUCGACUGCAGCGGCGCACACUCACGCGCCCGCGCCAAGCUCGCCAUCCCCUUUGAGCCGCUACCCGAAUAUAUCCAGAACGAGGUCCACCACGUCUCCGUGCACAUCCGGGCCGAUCUCCGCAAGUUCAAGCCCGCGACGCUGUUGUGGGCGGUGUCGCCGCGCGUCGAGGGGACGUUCAUCUGCUAUGGGCGCAGCACGGAUUGGAUGUUUGUGACGUAUUAUGACCCCAACGUUACCCCGCGCGAGAGGUUUUCGGACGAGGUCUGUCGGGAGAUGGUGGAUGAUGCCAUCGGCUCAAAAGUCCCCUACGAAAUCCAAUCCAUAACCGUCUGGUCAACGUGGCCCCGAACAGCCGAAACAUACUCAUCGCCCCGCUUCCCCUCUGCCGCAUUCGUCGUCGGCGACGCCGCGCACGCAUUCCCCCCAACAGGCGGCCUGGGCGUGAACACGGGCAUCGCAGACGCGCAUAACCUCGUCUGGAAGAUUGCGGCUGUUGAGAAGGGGUGGACGGAUACGGACACGGACACUUUCAACCGCAAUGGCCAUACCAAGGGCGGUGCUCGUGCUGGCGGUGGAGGACUGUUGUCAUCAUACAAUACCGAACGCCGCCCCAUCGCCGUUGCGAACGCGCGGCAGAGCGUCAAGAACCAGGUGAAGCUGCAUGCGCUCAAGGAGGCGCUCAGGGAUCCGCCGGAUGUUGAGGCGGGUGAGGAGUAUGUGCGAUGGAAGGGGAGGCUGGAUGCUGAGCUGGAGAGUAACCGGGAGCAUUUUGAUUCGAUUAAUUUGCAGAUUGGCUAUGUUUAUCCUAGUCUCGCAAAGGGACGAGGAGGAGAUGGGCAGGGAGAAGAGGGGGAAGGAGGUGGAAGCUUGCUCCGGUCGUGCAAUGUUUACGUCGCCAGUGGCGUCCCUGGUGCACGAUUACCGCAUACGUGGGUCUCGCUCCCGGGCAAGAAGAUCAAGGGAGCGGUCUCUGUGCUUGAUCUCGCCGAGGGGACCUCCUUUACGCUCUUUGUAUCUUCUGGGCCGGAGAAUGAGUCUGGCCUUUCGGCUGUGAACGUGGAGAAAUUGCGGGUACCCAUCCGAGUUCUUCGCCUGGGGGUCGACUUUGAUGUUGUGGAUGCAGAGUGGGUGGAUCUUGUCGGGCUCUCCGGGGAUGGCCAAGGGCAAGAAAAGGGACUCUUGGUGCGGCCGGAUCAGCAUAUCCUAGGGAAUGUAGGUAGUGUGGAAGAUGUAGAGACGCUUCUGGGGGCCCUACUGGCGGGAUGA